CUGUUCUACUAGGUAGUCUAGUGUCUAGGCUCUAGUCUAGAAAUUCUAAGAAGUAGAUGAUCUAGUAAAUCUAGUCUAGAUGAUAGUUGAUCUAUUAUCUAUUAUUUUCUAUAUAGAUCUAGAUGUAGAUCUCGACUCGUCGACCGGCAGCGACUACACAGCAUAUGCCGCUAUUUUGCAGGGCCAACCUUAGGCCACUGCAACCUACGCGACCGCAGUGGGCCCAGCACUUUUAUAGGACCUGCGCUAAUUUUAGUAUGCCUUUAUGAAGUAAAGUUUCUAAUAUUAUGUAAUGGCAAAUAAAGAUUCUUUUGCAUUUGAAUGCAAGAUAUUGGAUUUACAUUUUGGAAAUCAAAAAAGAGACUUUGUGUGGAUCAAAAGCAGUGCUCAGCAGGAUACCUUAGUUGCCAAAUAUGAGAAUGGAUUGCAUUCAAUUUUAAAAAUUAAAGCUGGUGGCCAUGUUUCACAUUUUGUAUUGGAUCCAAAUCUUUCCUGUGUUUAUUGGGACGAUGAAGAGGCAAGUGAAACAAGUCAAAAGUUAUGUGCCCAAACCUCAUCUAGGGAUAUUAUAUUAUACAUUGUGAAUGAGGAUGAUGUUACGGUCUAUCUCAGUAUCUCUUAUAGUCAAAUAAAAAGUGCUGUUCAAGAACAACUUGUCAAUGAUGAAGAUCUACAAUUGGUUGGUUGUGACAGAGGAAACUUCUUCCUUUGGAAUGGAGAAAACAAACUUUUUUGUAUGAAACUUGAAACUGGAAGCUUUGCAGAACUGAGAUGCAUUUUGCCAUUACCCCAAUCUUCCAAGGAUACAUCUGUGGGAACACAUUUCAGAAGCUUUCAAAUAAUAAAUGGAUCUGUUGUGAUAUUUGAUUUCUUAAUUUCAGCUUUAUAUAUUUAUUCCAUUGCUGCUGAAACCUGUGUCUGUCAAGUAAAUUUGAAGCCCUUAUCUAUUGAAACAGAGUCCAUCAUAAGCUGGAAAAUGUCUUUUGAUCUCUCUGUAGUGACAUUUCUACGUAAAGACUGGACCAUGUUGAGUGUGAAUAUUUUAGGAUAUGGUAAACAUGAUCCUGAAAAUGUUGUACACUUGGACAACAAAAACCAUCAAUCUUUUAACAUGGAGUACAUGAGUUACCACUUGUGUCGCUUUGGGGAUGCCCCAUGGAAGAGACAAGUAGUUGAACAUCAUAUGACUUCAUCAGACAGUCACACUGCUGUUGGUUUCAAUGUAGAAAAUAAAAAGAAGUCCAGGAAGGAGACUACCUCCAAAGAACAAAGCCAUGACACUUUUAAAGUAAUGUUAACACUGCCUGAAGAUGGGCAAAAAAGUGAUUGGAGCUUAGUUAGGAUGGAGGCAUCCUCCAGUAUUUUAACAUUGCUUAUAAAGAAACCUUCCAAUGUUUAUGGUGGCAAUAGCAGACUGACAGUUUGCUUUGCAAAUUUUACUGACAAAACAGUAAAACUGUAUGAUGAAGGUGGUAAAUCAUUUGUAGUACUGUCAGAGAGACCAUCUUGUUCCCAUCUUCUUUUAUCUGAUGAUUGUUUGAAAUUUAUUUCACCAUUUGGGGAUUUACAAAAAGAUCAACUCAUUUCAUGGAUGAUGUCCUACAGUGGUCCACCUGGUGCUGAUAGCCUUUGUCAAGCUAAUCAGUGGACACGAACAUCUGUACCAUUACAAGCAAUUGAGGCCAGUUUGCAGCAAAGACAGAUGGACAUCUUGACAUUUUACUUCAAGUCCAAACAGGAUUUGUUUAGUUUGUCGUCUCACCAUCUUCAUGGCACUGGGCUGGCAAGUGACAUCAGACAAAUACAAGACACAUUAAAUCUAGUCACUACAACUAUUUUAACAAAUCUGCAGGAGCCUCAAGCAAAAAUAUUUCUAGAAAGACUAUUGUCUGUUACUUUGGAGUUUAUAUAUAGUCUCCUUGAAGACGCCAGGCAAUACCAUCUUACUAACCCUGAUAAAGAAAUAGAAAUACAAGAAGCAUGCACUAUUCUGGUGUCCUACAUGCCUUCUUUAAGAAAAUCAAUGUUAGCUCUUCAAUAUAAAAAGUUGCAGUCAAGUUUAUCUUAUCAGGAUUCAGAUCUUGUGAAAAAGCAGUCCUUCAAUAAAGACAAUAGUAAGGCUUCUGUUGAGAAUGCAAUAAAAGAAAAUAGAUGUUCUCAUCAUCAAGCACAUCUAAUGUCCCAGGAUAAUAUUCAGAAUUUUCACUUCCGUGAUUUGGUCAAUGAUGUAUUAAAAAUUGUUCAAUAUCAUUUGGAGAAAAAUGAUAUUUCUAGUUGUCAACAAAUUCUUAACAAUUUGGGUUGUAAUGUAAGCAGUAUCCUGUGGUCACUGUUCCAGUAUAACAACAGCAGAACUCAGCAGAAGUAUUUGACUAGCCAACUGUCUGCUGCAGCAGCAUUAAACCCUUCUCAACGUCAGCUAGUUUAUUUUCUGGAUCAGUUGUAUCAGGCUUAUCCAUCUGAGUCUUUCACUCUGGCUGUGAAAAAUAAAACUGUUUUGCGAGUUUGGGGAGAUAAAGAUCCUAUUAGCAAAUUGGUCAAAGCAAAAGAUGCAGCAAUAUUAUCACAUUGUGGAGAAAUUUCACCAGUUUCCUCUCUAGAUAUUGAGACACCUGGAAAAGAACUUUAUGUGGCUGUCAAUCUAGCUUGGGUCUCACAAUGGUCACAAGAAAUGAGAAAGUCUGUUCUCACUGAUGCUCAUUUUAUUAGUUCAGAACAUGCAGAGGAUUUCAUGGAAGUUUUGAAAGCAGAUCCUGAUUCAUCUUGGCAAUUUCUUAUGUCACAUAACUUGAUUGGUAUAUUAUUACCUCUUAUGGAAUCAACCAAAGCAGAUGAUACAUUUCCUUGGCCAGAUGAUGCUACAGACUUUUUAAAAUUGGGAUGGUCUCAUUUCCAGAAGGAGAUGGCUAAACAACUUCUAAGAUUAAAAAAGUUAAAUCUAGAAUUGAUGGUUCAACAAAAAAAGGAUUUGUUUGAGCUUCUUCCUUUGGUUGGAGGCCCCAUGCAGAAGUCUCACCCCUUUAACUACUCAGGGCAGAUAUUUCUAAAGCAGCACCACAUUGAUACUAUCACACAGUUUGUUAGUGCUGGCUUACAAUUACCUUUCUGGAUGUACUGUACAAUGCACAGUAUAAACCCAAGUGAAUUAAACAUCAAUCAUGGUGGAACAUGGUUUCCUGUGUUUCAAGCAUUUUAUUCUAUUCCCAGGCAGCCAAAAGAUAAGAAUAUUCUAUUGUCAGCAAGUUUAUUGGCUGCUGCAGACCUGUGGUCCUUGUCACCCGAAGAAGUUACAAUUGAAAAAAUGCUAGAAAAGAAUCAAGGCAUAGCUGCUGUUGGGACACUGUGUUACAUGACUGAGGGAUUGCCUAGUUUAACCUCAGCAUCUCUGAAAAAGAGCCUUCAACAAUAUCCACAACUUCUAUCAGCCCUUACAAUUGAUGGGAUUGAAACAUUAUCUAAAUAUAAUGCUAGUGUCUAUCAACUACUAGUCGGAUCAUCACUAUUUGACCUCAGGAGAUUGUUUGGCUGGCAGACAACAAAUACUUUUGCUGGUGAAGAUAGCCCAAAAAUAAUGCCACACUUUUCGGAGCCUCAGCAGACUGCAUUACAUUCAAGACAUCAUAAACUUUCAUUUCCUUAUUAUCUCAAACAUGGUCGACCUGUUUAUGCAUAUUUAUCUUUUUUAUCUGAAGAGCUGGAUAGAAGUGAAGUUUCUUUAUCACAAAAAAGAAUUCACCAAGCUUGUGGGGCGUCAUUGUGGAUUGCUUGCCAAAACUUUAACACCCCAUCCAUUACAAGUGCUUGCGUUAUCUUUGUUGAGCUUCUGGGUCAAGACAGUGCUCAUGUUCGUACAAUGUUGAAUGUUGGUCGCAUACUUCUAACCCACAAACAUAAAUGUGUUGGUGGAUCAGCAGAAUCAAGACAGGAGCAACUUAAAACAGUUGUAUCUGAUAUUGUGUCUGACUUGCUGGCCUGUGUGCGAAGCAGUCGACAUUAUGGGAACAAAUUAGUUCGGUCAUUAGAGGCUGCCAUUGAAGAGGAAAUAAAACUUGAAGUUAUUGGAAGAUGCUCAUACGAGGCUGCUCUCAAAUGGAUGAUAGUUUUGAUGUUGUGUGAACAGUUGUCAUUGCCUCUGUCUACCUGCUUCUUGAAGGCUUGCGCUGAGACUGACAACUGGCUGAUGUUUGUUUGGUUUUCUCAGCUACACCAGUACCCAACUCAUCAGCUUCAGAAUCUUCUUCAAUCUUUCCGAAGCCCAAAUCUUAGAGACCAUUUGCAUUAUGUGAUUAAUAAUGCAGACAGUAGAUGGUUCUCUACGUCCUCUGCCUCCUCAUCUAACAGAAAUGCUGCUAGUGAAAAGAAAUCUAGUGUCACUCAGAGGUCAUUUUUAUAUAGCAAAAUUGGAGUCCAAAAAAGUAGAGAUAGAGCCAGCACUAGUAGUGAUGAAGAGGAUGACAAGUUAGGAAAGGCCAGCAUGUCAUCAUUUACUUCCAGACUCAAGCAGUCAGAAUUUAAUGAUUGUGAAAUGCAAGAAUCCACAGCACCUGAUGAUGUAUUCCGAAUGCUGUUUUAUUGUCAGUCAAUGCCAUCGAAAUGGAGAUGUCUGCUAUCUGCUGCAAUUGCGCUUCGUAAUCCUCUUUUUGCUGAAUUAGCAGCUUGUAGUGGUUGUCCUGCUCUUCCAAGUAUUUGUGGUUGGUUACUGGCUUCUAUGCCAUCAGAGACCAAGCAGUCUUUUAUCAACAAGCAUGGUCAGAAUGUGAGCAAAUGGACAAUAGAUCAACUACAUGCACUGAUUGAAACCGUCUUGAUGUUGGGUCUUGAAGAUUCACUUGCAACAGCAUUUAUAAUUCUACAGCCUUUAUCCCCCCUGUUGCCAUUCUUCUGUUUUAUCACUGAAAUUGUAAAGAGGAGAAAUUAUUCAGCCGGUAGGACAUUUAUCGAUCAGUUUAAGGAUGCCAUGGCAACAUUUGACUUGAGAACAAACACAGAGAAGACAACUGAUACAGACUUGCCAAUGAUUGGGGACAGAUCCUGGUUUGAAAAAGUUACUUAUCUAGUUAUAAAACAUGAGCUGAAAAGUAUUAGCAGUUUGUAUGAAGCCAAACACCUGCUCGAGAUUCUGGACAAAAAAAAUAUAUGUUUAGUCUUCAGUUUUGAUGUGCUAGAUUUUGGUCUUCUAAACAAGAUAGUCACACUUCUCCAUGCCAACUCAGUUCCUUGUCCUCAGCUUGGAGCUCUGUUAACAUCUGGAACUAAAUCUGAAAAGUUUAUCUCUGAAUGUGAGGAGGGAGUCAACUAUUUAAUUAGCUGUGGUAAAUUCUCUGAAGCUCAUGAACUAUCCAAGCUGGCAGGCAUUGGUAGAGAAGGUGUAACAAUAAGCCAGUUAAAAGAAGAAAAGGAACGAUUGGUUUCAUGUGGCAUGUGGACAGCUAAAUAUGUGAGAAUACAAUACUGGAAAAAAAGUAAAAUGUUACUGCUACAGGCUGAGUGUUCAACAUCAACAUGUAGCCAUUUUUAUCAGAAUGAGUUACAAGGGACAUCAAUUGAAUUCGAAAGAGCUCUUCUGUGUCAACAUUGGAUUAUGGUUCUAACCGACAAAAAUGAUCCAGAAGUUAUUACUAUCAAGGAAACAGUUUUUAGAAAUAUGUGGCGACAUCGAAUUGCUGCUAAGAUGUCUUCAGAAGACCAAGAGCCAUUAGAUGAGAUAUUUGAUAGUGUGGAUGUUUUUUCUAAAAAGCAUGGUGAUCUCAAGGCUGACCUCAUACAACUUAAUCAUAUGACUCAUUAUGGGUCAGACAUUCAAGGGGAUUUAAAUACGCAGGAGCUAGAAGUUCUUGACUCACUUAUGGGUAGUUAUCUUGAUGAUGGAAGAAUUAGCGACUGUACAAAUGUUGCUACAGUUUUUGGUCACUACAAUCAAGACUUAGCUAUUAUUCAGACCUGUAUCUCUUUAGCUGUUGGCCAAAGCAGUAUUGAUAGCAUAGAGCCAGCCAUGAAAAGACUUCUUGUAAAAUCUAGCUGUCAACGUACCAGACAUGUGUCAGUAACACUCAGUAGAUCUCUCAGUGUGGGCAGCAUCAACAGUGGUACCUCCACAUUGACAGAUUCUAGCCUUACAUGUGAUACUAAUGACAUAAUCAGUGUGAUGGAAAAACUCUAUUCCCACUGUAUUAAAGGAAGUCAAGUUUGCCUCAGGAUCAUCACAUGUUACAAGAUAUCCCAGGUACUUGGUGUUGAAUACAAACAAAUAGUCAUUGAUUCUGAAUUUGAAUCACUAAGAAAAUUGUUAAAAGUUGACUAUCCAAAUAAAUUUAUUGUUGCUCGUGACUUCCUGGCAACUAGUGGAUUUUCAGAAAAUGAGAUAAUUGGUUUUGUGACUGACUCAAUUGUCAAUAGUUUGAAAACUUUAGUACAAAAAGAUACAGACUCGUUAGCAGAUUUAGGAGCUAAUAUUUACAAGAAUGAAAAAACCUUUAAUCCAGCAGAUGGAAUGGAAAUAUUUGCUCAAUACCUGAAAUUGACAGACAACACAGCACUUCUAGGAAAUUGUAUACUUCAAUCUGUUGCAACUCUGUUAACUUGUCAGCUAGAAGAAAUGUCUUCUUCAGUGCUAACUAUUCAGACAGAACUCAUCAUCAUGGCUCAUGAAUGUUAUACUGUAUCUUCUAACAUGGAAGGAAUUUCUCAUGUUUUGCGAGCUGCUCGUGUGUGCUGUGACUGCCUAGCGGAAGCAGCUGAAUAUAAUUUAAUGAUACGUCUUCUGAUUGGUGUUGGAAGAUACAGUGAAAUGCAAUAUAUAUUUCAUGCCUUGCAACAGAAUCAUCAGUUUGAAUUGCUUCUUCGUAAAGGAAUGGACAGGGAAGAUAAACUUAAGGUGGCCAUUCUGGAUUACUUAAAACGCUAUCAACCUGAUGACAGUGAUGCAUAUACAAUGGUGGCUUUAAAGUUUACAAUGUACAGAGACAUAGCAGCCAUGCUGGAGACCUGUGGCCAUAGAAGUUUAAACCAGCUUAAGGGAAAACUUCUAGAAAACUCUAAAGAGACUCAAGAAUUACUCAAGAAAUGUUUGCAAUACUUUCAAGAUGCCGCAGAGAGUUAUGUCAAAGACAGCAGCAUAAGAAAAGCUCAGCGUUGUGUUAAGCUUGCCAGACUUCUUUCACUACAAAUGCAGUUGCUGCCAAGUGGGAUGCAAGUUGUAGAACUAAGCAAGGAGCAAGUUGCACAUUUUGUUAAUACUCAUACUAGAUUUAUUGAGGCAAUGGUUGUGAGUGACGCCUAUGAUAAACAUGUUGAUUGGUCAGAGGCUGUUUACAACAAUGUUGUCGUGAAUGGUGAUAUGCGCUAUUUACAAGAAAUGAAACUACAUGUACACAUUACUGCCAGUUUGGUGGAAGAUGUCCUAAAAAGAUACAAACAGUCAUCUACAAAAAGUAGUUCAUCAUUACAGCCUAUAAAGAAACUUUUAAGUCACUGUAAGGAUGUACAGUUACAAUACCGUUUGGCUACCGAAUUGGGUCUGGGGGAUGAAAUCACAUCUUUAUUGAAGGGAGACACAGGAUGCUUUCUUCAAGAUGUCUCGCUCAUCUAAAUCUAAUUUAACAUUAAUACAUCUGACUAAUGACUAUUUAUUUAUUUCAAUAUAUGACUUUAAAUGUACUUUUAUCUUAAUUGAUGAAAACUUCACCUAAUAUGGUUAUAAUAAUAGCUUUCUUUUAACAAAUAUUAAAAACUUGCUAUGAUGAACACACACUCAACAAAAAGUUCAAUAGUAUUUAAUAUUAUGUACAAGUCUGUGCCAGACAUUCAGUAAUUUAUUGCAAUUUAUUUUGACAUGAGCAGGUCAUGGUUUCUUGUGAGAAAAUCUUAUAAAGUCUACUUCGAUAUCAACAGAUUUUUUCUUGUGAAACUUGAAAGUGUUAGUCAGAUCAAACCGAAGCUCAGCAAUAACAGUUGCAUCAACAUUCCAACUAGCUGCCUUUUUUAAAAUAUGCUAGAAUAAAACAAAAGUGUUUCAGUGAGGAUUAUCAAUGGUCAACAAUUAACUAGGAUCAUACAAAAGUCUGCAACAGUUAUUACGUACCUCUCUUGUUGAUGUUUUGUGAAGGGAGUAAAUUGCAUUGUUUGAUAGGUUCAAUGCUGCCUGAAGAAAUUCAGUAUCAAUUCCUGACAUAAAUAAUGAGAAUAACAAAAAUAUAUUAACUGGUUAGAUUUUCUUAAAAUUUAUUCGCUGUUUAAUGUUUGAAUAUAUUUCAAAGUUUAUAAAUAUGUUUCAUAUACUUGUAUUAAUAACUCAUAAUUUUACAAACAUAAUUGAAAAAAAUCUGUUUCAUGUUGAUAUUUUUUUGUUAAUAAGAUAAUUUAUCCAAGCUUCAAGUUGUGUAAAAUAUAUUGUAUAAAGAAAUGAAUGAAUAAAAACAUUAUGUGCAUCUA
Messenger RNA from Biomphalaria glabrata, 8430 nucleotides. RefSeq names its product spatacsin-like. NCBI's taxonomy places the organism in Eukaryota, Metazoa, Mollusca, Gastropoda, Planorbidae. Gene Ontology annotation, cellular component: axon; dendrite; synapse. Gene Ontology annotation, biological process: chemical synaptic transmission; axo-dendritic transport; axon extension. The record is from RefSeq and is a predicted model, not a curated record. The transcript has 46 exons. Bases 293 to 7588 code for a protein of 2431 amino acids.